AUGGCUGCUUCACUCUGGAAGCCCAAAUCACUGGACUUGGGCUUGUGGAUCUUCCUCCUGCUCCUCAACCUCCUUCCUCAAGCCAGGGCAGUAGUUGGGCACAGAGAGCCGCUGCCUGAUGAUAGUAGAGACAAUAUCACUAUUUUCACCCGAAUCCUUGACAGGCUGUUGGAUGGAUAUGACAACAGGCUACGUCCUGGGCUGGGAGAGAGUGUGACAGAAGUGAGGACAAACAUCUAUGUGACGAGUUUUGGCCCAGUGUCAGAUACAGACAUGGAGUACACCAUCGAUGUCUUCUUCCGUCAGAGUUGGCGGGACGAGAGGCUGAAGUUUGAUGGGCCCAUGCAAGUUUUACCCCUCAACAACCUCCUGGCCAGUAAGAUCUGGACUCCUGAUACCUUUUUUCACAACGGAAAGAAAUCUGUGGCCCACAACAUGACAACUCCCAACAAACUGCUACGACUAGUAGACAAUGGCACGCUUCUCUACACGAUGAGGUUGACCAUUCAUGCCGAGUGCCCCAUGCACCUGGAGGAUUUCCCAAUGGAUGCACACGCCUGUCCUCUGAAGUUUGGAAGUUAUGCUUACACCAAUAAUGAGGUGAUCUACCUGUGGACCCAGGGAGACGAGAGGUCUGUCGCUGUGGCGGAGGACGGCUCCAGGCUGAACCAGUAUGACUUACUGGGACACGUUAUUGGCAAAGAAACCAUCAGUUCCAGCACAGGAGAAUAUGUAGUGAUGACAACAUAUUUCCAUUUGAAAAGGAAAAUUGGCUAUUUUGUGAUUCAAACCUACCUGCCAUGCAUCAUGACUGUCAUACUGUCUCAGGUCUCCUUCUGGCUAAACAGAGAAUCGGUCCCUGCUCGCACUGUGUUUGGGGUCACCACUGUGCUAACCAUGACCACCCUGAGCAUCAGUGCUAGAAACUCCCUUCCUAAGGUGGCCUAUGCCACUGCCAUGGACUGGUUCAUGGCUGUGUGCUAUGCCUUUGUCUUCUCUGCCUUGAUUGAGUUUGCCACAGUCAACUACUUCACCAAGCGCAGCUGGGCAUGGGAUGGGAAAAAAGAGGGCAUGGAAAUAAGGGAACCGUUUCAGGCUAACAUGGCCAGGAUUAAAGAUAUGAGAAGAGAAUCUGCGACUUUGUCCAAAAAGGCAAACAACACCUUCAACAUUGUUGGAACCACCUACGCCAUCAACGUAGCUAAAGACCAAGGUUUAACGACCAUUUCCAAGAGCGCCACUGGAGCGGUGGGCAAACACCACUAUCUGCACAAAAUGGAUGACCCCUACACGGAGGCCAAGAAGUCCUACAACCGUGUCAGCAAAGUGGACAAGAUAUCACGCAUCAUUUUCCCAGUUCUGUUCUUCAUCUUCAACUUAGGCUACUGGGCCACAUACGUCAACAGAAAGCCCGCUAUCAUGAAGGCAAACAACCUAAACUGA
Messenger RNA from Toxotes jaculatrix (banded archerfish), 1443 nucleotides. It is a transcript of the gene gabra3, whose product is annotated as gamma-aminobutyric acid type A receptor subunit alpha3. Gene Ontology annotation, biological process: regulation of postsynaptic membrane potential; nervous system process; monoatomic ion transmembrane transport. NCBI's taxonomy places the organism in Eukaryota, Metazoa, Chordata, Actinopteri, Toxotidae. The transcript is spliced from 10 exons. The record is from RefSeq and is a predicted model, not a curated record. Gene Ontology annotation, molecular function: GABA-gated chloride ion channel activity; benzodiazepine receptor activity; transmitter-gated monoatomic ion channel activity involved in regulation of postsynaptic membrane potential. Bases 1 to 1443 code for a protein of 480 amino acids. Gene Ontology annotation, cellular component: postsynapse; dendrite membrane; neuron projection.